GAGGAGUUCACGGAGGCCAAGGCAGCUGGACCCCAAGUCUCUUCUGGCUGCUGUAAAGAAGGAUCUGCAGCUUCCUGGAGGGAGCAGCAAUCCCGGAGGGCUUGCUGGAGGAGGCGAUCCAGUGGCCACAGAGGUGAAAGACAGCUUCUGUCACGUGUGUGAUUUCCCCCAGCCACCCCGAAGUGAGCCACAUGGAGUCCAGUCUGGAGGCUGUGGAUGUCGUGGCACAGGAGUUCCAGUCCUUUUUGACUCUAGAUGCCCGGCCAGACAUCCAGGCAGCGGCAGCUCGACAUGUCCUGGGACUGACAGGGUCUGAAGCUGGACGGUCACUACUGGCAGCACAGGCUGGACUGCUACAGGGGUUGGAAAAACUCUUAGAGGCCCCGCCUGGGGCUGCGGCAGGAGCAGUGGGAGAUGCCUGGCGGGCCAUGGUGAACCUGUGUGCAGAACCCAAUGUUCAUGACUCUCUGCUGGCCGCUCUGCCUCGGCUCCCUGUCCACCUGCUAAACCGGGCCCUGGCCCCACACUGGCCCUGGGCUGGGGAGGCAGCAGCUGCACUGGCCAACCUGAGCCGGGAGUCAGGGACCAUCCGGGAGCUGUUGGAGAAUGACUUGGAGUCCACCAACAAUGAGGAAAAUCAGGAGCCCAGCUUGACCCGGCUUGUGUCCGCCUUGACCACCCCUGGUUAUAACCCCCAUGCCCCACUCCACUACCUGGCCCCAUUGCUCUCCAAUCUCAGCCAACUACCCAGAGUCCGAGCCUUCCUGCUGGACCCAAAUAGGUCUCUGAUCCAGCAUCUCCUGCCCCUCAUCCAGUGCCCAGACUCUGCUGUUCGAAGGAUGGGGGUGGUGGGGACCCUGAGGAACUGCUGCUUUGAGCACCGUUCCCAUGAGUGGCUCUUGGGCCCCCAAGUUGAGCUACUUUCCUUCCUGUUGAUGCCAUUGGCUGGCCCAGAGGAGUUUUCUGAAGAUGAAAUGGAUCGGUUACCAAUAGACCUGCAGUACCUGCCUCCAGACAAGGAACGUGAGUCAGAUGCUGACAUCCGAAAGAUGCUUAUUGAGACUAUUAUGCUGCUUACAGCUACAGCUCCUGGACGAAAGCUGGUGAGAGAUCAAGGGACCUACCUAGUGCUUCGGGAGCUGCACAGCUGGGAACGUGACCCUGAUGUCCGGAUGGCUUGUGAGAAGCUCAUUCAGGUGCUGAUUGGGGAUGAGCCAGAGGCAGGCAUGGAAAACCUGCUAGAAGUGAGUGUCCCUCCAGAUGUAGAGCAGAGGUUGCAGCAAUUGGACCAGCAAGAGCAGCAGCAGCUCCAGCAGGAGCGAGAAGAGACAACCCAGACUACUAGCAGGGAAAGGAAGCUGGAUGGCCUAGGACCUAGCUGAUAUCUUCUUCCCAGACUGGGACUCCUGACCCUUCCUAUUCCCCCCACGGCUGCCGACUGCAGGGAUCUUGUGACUGGUAGACACACUUGAGGUACUCGAUAAACCAGCCUUCUUUUACUUUGGUCUUUCUUCCUUCAGCUGGGCAAGACCUGGACUGAAAGCCCCAGCUUCCCUACUACCACCACCUUCAACUUGAAGAUGAGAAUCUGGUAAAGUAACUCUUGCCCCAAACUAGGGAUUCAGAAUGGACUGUGACCACUCCUGGGGUGCUUGUAGUUUGAGAUGUCUUUGGUGGAUGGUUAAACAUUUAGUCUCCCUGAAUAAAACUGUCCUAACGAGUCUUCAGGCACAAGACCAUUUGCUAGAUUUGACUCAAGAGACAUCCCAUCAUGCUUUUGAGAACUUUAAGUUGGUUAGUUUUUCCUUACCAGAAGCUAGAGCCUGCCUCUCUCUACCUUCUCACUAUGCCUAAUUCUGUUCCCUCAAUUUGGGGCAAGCCUUUUCUCUGCAACACCCCUUUGAAUAUUGAAAGACAACUAUCAUUAUCUUCCCCCUCCCAACCUGGUUUCUUCUACUGUCCUGGUGGACCUCCACUUCACAAAUCUCAACUCAUUAGAGUCCUUUGUAAAAUGUCAUGAUGCUCAAAUCUGAAUUUCCAAGGUGGUCAAGGAUAGGAGAGGACAACAGGACGAUCACCUCCCUAGUGUUGGACACUGUGCCUUUAUCAUUACAGCAUUCCAUGUCAUACUGUCGAUUUAUAUCUCCAAAUUUUUAGUACACACUCAGUUGGCUUAGAUCCAUUCCUCUUCCACCUCCCUCCUCCCUCUUCUGUGUGGUUGAUUUUUGAGCCCAAGUCUAGGAGUUUACAUUUAUUCCUAUUAAAUGUCAUGUUGAUUCAGUUCA
Gracilinanus agilis (Agile Gracile Mouse Opossum) is the source of this 2285-nucleotide messenger RNA. It is a transcript of the gene HGH1, whose product is annotated as HGH1 homolog. The record is from RefSeq and is a predicted model, not a curated record. The coding region runs from base 192 to 1382 and encodes 396 amino acids. The transcript has 6 exons. Lineage: Eukaryota; Metazoa; Chordata; Mammalia; Didelphimorphia; Didelphidae.